Molecule: messenger RNA, 1765 nt
Organism: Saimiri boliviensis boliviensis (Bolivian squirrel monkey)
Lineage: Eukaryota; Metazoa; Chordata; Mammalia; Primates; Cebidae
Gene: NTN3
Product: netrin 3
Biological process (GO): motor neuron axon guidance; animal organ morphogenesis; tissue development
Cellular component (GO): basement membrane
Molecular function (GO): protein binding
Source: RefSeq, a predicted model, not a curated record
CCCGCGGCGGCUCCGGCCAUGCCCGGCUGGCCCUGGGAGCUGCUGCUAACGGCAGGUACGCUCUCCGCCGCCCUGAGCCCGGGACCGCCGGCGCCCGCCGACCCCUGCCACGAUGAGGGGGGCGCUCCCCGGGGCUGCGUGCCAGGCCUGGUGAACGCCGCCUUGGGCCGCGAGGUGCUGGCGUCCAGCACGUGCGGGCGGCCGGCCACUCGGGCCUGCGACGCCUCCGACCCGCGACGGGCACACCCCCCCGCCCUCCUGACUUCCGCAGGGGGCACGGCCAGCCCUCUGUGCUGGCGUUCAGAGUCGCUGCCUCGGGCACCUCUCAACGUGACUCUCACGGUGCCACUCGGCAAGGCCUUCGAGCUGGUCUUCGUGAGCCUGCGCUUCUGCUCAGCUCCCCCAGCCUCCGUGGCCCUGCUCAAGUCGCAGGACCAUGGCCGCAGCUGGGUCCCGCUGGGCUUCUUCUCCUCCCACUGUGGCCUGGACUAUGGCCGCCUGCCUGCCCCUGCUAUUGGCCCAGCUGGUCCAGGGCCUGAGGCCCUGUGCUUCCCGGCACCCCAGGCCCAGUCUGAUGGCAGCGGCCUUCUGGCCUUCAGCGUGCAGGACAGCAGCCCACCAGGCCUGGACCUAGACAGCAGCCCAGUGCUCCAAGACUGGGUGACCGCCACCGACAUCCGCAUAGUACUCACAAGGCCUAGUGCGGCGGGCAACCCCAGGGACUCGGAGGCCCUCUCUUACUCCUAUGCAGCCACCGACCUCCAGGUGGGCGGGCGCUGCAAGUGCAAUGGACAUGCCUCACGGUGCCUGCUGGACGCGCAGGGCCACCUGAUCUGCGACUGUCGGCACGGCACUGAGGGCCCCGACUGCGGCCGCUGCAAGCCCUUCUACUGCGACAGGCCAUGGCAGCGGGCCACGGCCCGGGAACCCCACGCCUGCCUCGCUUGCUCCUGCAACGGCCACGCCCGCCGCUGCCGCUUCAACAUGGAGCUGUACCGACUGUCUGGCCGCCGCAGCGGGGGUGUCUGCCUCAACUGCCGGCACAACACUGCCGGCCGCCACUGCCACUACUGCCGGGAGGGCUUCUAUAGAGACCCUGGCCGCGCCCUGAGUGACCGUCGGGUUUGCAGGGCCUGCGACUGUCACCCCGUUGGUGCUGCUGGCAAGACCUGCAACCAGACCACAGGCCAGUGUCCCUGCAAGGACGGCGUCACCGGCCUCACCUGCAAUCGCUGCGCCCCUGGCUUCCAGCAGAGCCGCUCCCCAGUGGCGCCCUGUGUUAAGACCCCUAUCCCUGGACCCACUGAGGACAGCAGUCCUGCGCAGCCGCAGGACUGUGACUCGCACUGCAAACCUGCCCGUGGCAGCUACCGCAUCAGCCUGAAGAAGUUCUGCAGGAAGGACUACGCUGUGCAGGUGGCGGUGGGCGCGCGCGGCGAGGCGCGCGGCGCGUGGACGCGCUUCCCAGUGGCCGUGCUAGCCGUGUUCCGGAGCGGAGAGGAGCGCGCGCGGCGCGGGAGCAGCGCGUUGUGGGUGCCCGCAGGGGACGCGGCCUGCGGCUGUCCGCGCCUCCUCCCCGGCCGCCGCUACCUGCUGCUGGGGGGCGGGCCCGGAGCCGCGGCCGGGGGCGCAGGGGGCCGGGGUCCCGGGCUCAGCGCCGCCCGCGGAAGCCUAGUGCUUCCCUGGAGGGACGCGUGGACGCGGCGCCUGCGGAGGCUGCAGCGGCGCGAGCGGCGGGGGCGCUGCGGCACAGCCUGAGCCGGCG